Molecule: messenger RNA, 1390 nt
Organism: Arabidopsis thaliana (thale cress)
Lineage: Eukaryota; Viridiplantae; Streptophyta; Magnoliopsida; Brassicales; Brassicaceae
Product: Transcriptional factor B3 family protein
Exons: 6
Coding region: 2-1390 (462 amino acids)
Cellular component (GO): nucleus
Molecular function (GO): DNA binding
Source: RefSeq, marked reviewed
AAUGGCGAAUGCAUCACAGUUAUCUCCGACAAACAAACACUUCUUCAAGCCUCUUCUCCCCGGAUUCCAGAGAAACCUCAAUAUUCCUGUGAAGUUCUUCUCCGAGCACAUCGAGGGAAAACACGAGGGCGAGACUGUAAAGUUGAGAGCAGAUGCGUCGAAGAGAACAUGGGAAGUGAAGAUGGAUGGCAACAGACUCACCGAAGGUUGGAAAGAGUUCGUGGAGGCACAUGAUCUUCGUAUCCGCGACUUCGUUGUCUUUAGACACGAAGGAGACAUGGUGUUCCAUGUCACUGCUUUGGGACCUAGUUGCUGUGAGAUCCAAUACCCACAGUCUAUCAGCCAUGAAGAAGGCGAAGAGAGUGGUGAAGUUGAAAUAUCCGAGAGAGAAGUUGAGGAGAAUUUGCAAAAAGAAUAUGAUCAGUCUUCAGCAGAUCUGAAUUGUUUUAGCCAAUCCGUAACGCACUCAAACAUAUCAAAUGAUCUUGUGACUCUGCCCAGGGAUUUCGCAAAACGAAACGGUUUAGACAAAGGAAUGCAUGAGAUAGUAUUGAUGAAUGAAGAAGGAAAGUCAUGGGAAUCAGAAGUAAGGAGUAGAAUGUCUGGUCAGGUUUUUAUUGUUGGAGGUUGGAAAAGUCUCUGCAGCGAAAAUAAAUUAAAAGGUGGAGAUUCUUGCACAUUCAAACUGCUGCAAAAUGCGAAAACGCCCGUGUUUCAGCUCUGUAGCCGCAUCGGAGAAAGUCGGUUUGUGAAGUUAACUCCUACACUAAACAGCCUUGAGAUUGGCAAACAGCAUCUACCGGUAAGUUUCACGAAAGGGAAUGGACUCAUACAUCCGGGGGAGAUAAUUCUGGUGGACAAAGACAGAGUUGAAUGGUCGAUGAAGCUUCAGGUUGAUAAUAGAGGAGGGAUGCAUAUAUUUGGUGGUAAUGACUGGAAAAGUUUCUGUGCCGCAAAUGAAGUAGGCGCAGGGGAGUCACUAACUUUGGAGUUGAUUCGAGGAGGCUUAAGUCCUUUAUUCAAGUUCUUCUCCAAGAUAGAGCAACCCUCAUUCGAAGCAGAGGAUAGGAGACACAAGAGAGCUCGAGUCCAUAAUGGGAGCCAGGAAACAGAUAAGGGAGAACCUUCUCGAGCAACUAAAAUGGGACCGGAGCUUGAGAAAAGGGAGAAGACAGCUGAAAAAGGAGAACCGUCUCGAGCAUCUAACAAAUCCAGUGGUAAACAAGGAAACUUACAGAAAACGCAAGCUUGCUCUGUCACAGAUCACGUGGCUAAGGUGAAAGAGAGCGUUGUAGAUACUUUAACUAGUAUCAGACGGUUCCAAGCAGAGCUUGAAACAAUGGAACAGAAAUUAGAAGAUUCAUUGCAGGAAAUCAACAAGUUAAGUUAG